GCGUGCACAUGGAGGCGCAACCUGCCGGCUGAUCCAGUGACGCGGCUCGGCCACAUCCGCUCAGGGCGCAGCGCGACGCCACGGCUUCCGAAGACGUUCAGGGGUAUAACGGGAGCCAUCCUGCUGGCCGUGGGAGUAUGGGGGAAGCUGAUGCUGGGCCCGUACAUCUCCCUGAUAGCCGACAACUCCACCAACGCCCCCUACGUGCUCAUCGGCACCGGCACCGUCAUCAUCUACGCCAUGUUCCUGUCGCUGGUCUUCCUGGCUGAGCUGGUGGCCGGGAUCUCUGGAUUUGUGUUUCGCCACGAGAUCAAGGGGACCUUCCGCCGGACCUACACCGACGCCGUCCUGAACUACAACGCCGAGGACGAGGCGAGCCGCGCCGUGGAUAACCUGCAGCACAGGCUGCGUUGCUGUGGAGUUUACAACUACACUAGCUGGUUCGGCAGCGUGUAUUACCCCUCCAACGGCAUCCCCCCCAGCUGCUGCUUCAACUCCUCCGACUGCAACCCAGAGGAUCUCCGCAAUGCCACCGGCUGCUUUGAGCUGGUCACUUCCUUCAUGGAAACCAACAUGGCCAUCAUAGCUGGAGUGACGUUUGGAAUCGCUUUCUCACAGCUGAUCGGCAUGCUGCUGGCAUGCUGUCUGUCCAGGAUCAUCACAGCCAAUCAGUACGAGAUGGUAGACGAUGAGAAGAACAGACAAAGAGUCUCGACACAACAAGAGUAAAUUCCCAAAACACGUCUGAAUUUGAAUUUGCCUGUCAGUCUCUCUGCCUGAUCCUAAUGUAAUAUGUUAAUGUAUCUUAUUGUAAAGCACCAUUCCUUGAUCGACUGCGGUUGCGUCCAAGCUUUCUAUACCACCCAUCACAUCGCCGCUUGAUGUAAAAGUUGCUCAUUAGCAGUUCUCGCCGCCCGCGGCUAACAGGUAAAGCAGAGUUGUCUAAGCUGACAGCAGUGUGGGUCCCCUCAGAGGCCCACGACACCCCUUUCUACACACUGUCCUCACUAAAGCCGUAAAGUAAUCCUUUAAUAGAUUUGUUUCCUCUUACGUUUGACUUCGCUAUGACUCGUCGUUAUUUUGGUCAAAGGAACGGGGAAUUGUCGAGAGUAUUUUUUACCUGAUAAUGAAAAAGAACAAUAUUUUUUUGUCCAAAAUGUAAAUUAUGACUGAAAUUAACAAUCAGUUCGAGCUUUAGCAUGGAGUAAACAAAUAGAAAUGUUUGUUUUAAACCUCCCGCUGUCUACUUUAUAGAAUGUAGCCUCCACGAACUCUUAAAUUGACAUUUGAUCCCAUGGCGUUUGUUACUUAGAAAUGCAUUAUUUGGAGUUUGAGGGGCUGGUCACACUAACUGACUCUUAAUAAGAUCUGUUAGACCUUUUAUCUUUGUUAUGGCGGCUUUUACAGUAGCAGAGGGAAUGUUAAACACUGCAAAAAAAUUUCAAAAUCAUCUCCGUUUGAACUCCCUCUCUUUUAGUCCCUCAGAGUCAGCACUUUUAAGACCAAAGCCUAAGAAAUUCAAGCAAAUCCUCAUUGCCCCCACAAAGCUUUGAUUCCGCCGAAAUCGACUGAUUUUGUUGCAGCGCACGGCAUUUUUAGAUGUUGUUGUGACCGGACCGUUCCGGGCUCUGAAUAAAUCCUCAAGGACUCAGUUGCGUUGAAGUUUAACAUUCAUGGCAGAAACUUUUGGAAGGCCUCUCCACAAAGGCUCCUGUAGUGUAAGGGGCAUGCUGCGGGCCACAUGCACAACCCUGUAUGUGUUUUCGUGACUGAAACGGUGCGCACACAGAGCCAGAAAUGAUAUAUUUAUUAUGCUGUUCUGAUGAGAGAGCUCCCAAUUUACAAACGUUUUAUCGUUAUGAAACUUUACACACCCCAUGAGAGUGAUUUCCAUUGGGACACUACCCAAAUUCUCCAUUUGCAUAUAAAAAUGCUGUUUGCACCGCAGCAUAAUAGGUACGACAAAAAGAGAAACAAUAUGCAAGGAGCCUUUAAUGAAUGUAAAGCAGAGAUGCUUAAUGAAAAGGAGAAAAAGGUUGUUUUUUAUGUUUCAUUUCUGGAGUCAGAAACAGAACAAAAACUGUUGUUAAAAAAUAGUGAUAGAAAUGAUCAAGUCUGAGUAACCACUAGGAAAAUCCUCUUGCACAAAGGCAGUAUCUCACCUGCUUUUUACCUUGUUCAUCCCCCAAAAGAUCAGAAAACUCUGAAUAUUGUAGAUGAGUUGAUUAUAAAUGGCAUCCAGAAUUUGUUGGGUUUUUUUUAUUCUAGCACUGUGUUAUGUAAUUAACUAUUUGAAACAAUAUCAGUGGGGGUUCCACUUUCCCACUGCUAGUUUUCUGUCUUUUCCUGCUCAUACGAGACUCAAAUUGAUCCAAAACUGGUCCUAAGAGGGUGUGAAGUACAAACUUUCUCUCUUUAGAGAUACCUGUUUGUGGGUACAGAGGAAAAACAUACAUUGUUAGUGCAUCUGGCCCCUCCAGCCCCGCCUACCUGGGAAAGAGGACAGGAUGUCAUUUAACGAGAAGCACUCUAUUUGAUCUAUCCGUGACUUUUUGGUCUUUGUUUUUCUGUCUCCGUGUGUAAGCAACCGUCAGGAUUCGGCUUCAGUAGACCGGCCGUAAAACGUGGUAUGCCGACUGAGCAAGUUCCGAGCUCCGUCUGUGUCAUGAAUUGUUUUUUCCGUCUGGUGGAUUAAAAUCUAACGCCAGCGAUCUUGUUACAGGGAGAGAAUCAAACGAUGUUCAGUUACUACUUAUGGAAUUCUGUGUAGUGCAUCAACCUGCUGCUGCCAUCAUCAUCCUCAUCUGUAGAUAUGUAUUGGAAAUGUUAUUUAUAUGAUGUAAUGUUUCUCAUUCUAAUAUGCUAAUCAGUAGCUGUUGUGUAAGGAUUUUGAAUCCACAUUUUGUGCUGUUUAUCUAUAUUUGUUUGAUAGUUUUUAGGGGAAACUCGCACUGAAAAAAAUAAUUGUGGCAGGUGUUUUUGUUAAGAGUAACGCACAGUUCAGCUGUAUCUUUAUUAUCGGUUUUGUUUGCAUUGAGUUUGAUGGAUUUACCCAGUGAUUUCACCUCUCUAUCCCACCUGUGUGAGUGGGUGUGAAUUUGUUUCUUUAGCUAUCUCAGCCGCGAGUGUGUGUGUCUGUGUGUGUGUGUGUGUGCGUGUAUGUGUGCGUGUAUGUGUGUGUGUAUGUGUGUGUGUGUGAGAGCCAAAGCGAGCGCCUAGACUUUUUUGCUGUGCUGUAAUCGGUUUUUGGUCAGUA
Molecule: messenger RNA, 3256 nt
Organism: Menidia menidia (Atlantic silverside)
Lineage: Eukaryota; Metazoa; Chordata; Actinopteri; Atheriniformes; Atherinopsidae
Source: the annotation of a GenBank genome assembly